ACACAUCCCAGACAACACGCACUAAACCUCUGUCCAUACUUUCCUCCUCUUCAGUCUGUGCGUGCCUCGCCAAGUCGUGAGAGCGCAAGAACUUUCCGCUCUCUAGCACGGCUUAAAUUCGCGUUUUAAUUCCGCUACCAAGGUGCACCAUGGGAAACAAGAUGAGCAGAAGACGGGACACUGCACCAGCCGAGCAGAAGGCUGCAGAGGAGGCAAUCGACACUCAGGAAGCUGUGGUGGAGGCAGUAGCUGAUGCGCCAGUGGUGGUUGCAGAGGCGACUGAACCAGUAGUAGAAUCAGUGCCAGCACCGGUACAGGAGGCUGAGCCAGAGCCCCCCAAGCAGCCAGAGAUGGAGCCCUCAUUGGAGGAGCCGGUGAGUGUCCCACUAGUAGCCCCAGCACCGCCUGAACCCGAGCCCCUGGUGUCAGUCAGUAAACCAGUGCCAGUCGUCCCGGAGCCAAAGCCAGUCGUCCCGGAGCCAAAGCCAGUCGUCCCGGAGCCAAAGCCAGUCGUCCCGGAGCCAAAGCCAGUCGUCCCGGAGCCAAAGCCAGUCGUCAUAGAACAGGAGGCUGUCCCAGAGCCCUUCCUCUCCCCCGCCCCUCUUCUGGACCUUGGUGUCCCUGAGCUGACCCCUGAGCCCCUCGAUGCUCCCCCCUCCCACAGAUCUGCCCCAGACCAGCCCACAGACCUGAGGGGUGCAGAAUGCUAUGACGACAAUGUAAAGGGUGCCUGGAAUUCUGUCUCCGUCCCAGAAGAGUCCAAAGAAACCCCGGAGAAGCCAGCAACCAUGGCGGAGAAGCUUCUGUGUGAUGUCAUGGGCAGCGAGCUGAGCAAAGCGGAUUCUUCAACCACUUAGACCUGACGGCUGAUGACAUCAUGGUCAAUGAUGUCAUAGCAGACGACAUUCUGGAAGGUGACGUGUCCACUGAGCUGAUAUGGGAGGAGAAAAUAAAAACUAGAAGAAAAAAAAUGGACAAUGACGUUCUAAAAGAGGCAGACUCAGCAGAAAAAAAAUAUAAAAAAAGAAUACAACUUUGAUCUGAGAAGGCUAAAGGGAAAACUAAGACCGUGAAGUAGCAUUCAGAUAAUCUGAGACCUGGGAUGUAUUCCCUAGGAACCAAACAGAACCAAGUGUACGCAAAUGGAAUUAAACUGGGUGGGACCUACCUGAAUUUGUCCAAUAGAAAUUCUAGUUUCUGUUGCGAAACAUUUUGGAAUAAUGAUUAGACCCCAGGUAAUAGACUUGCCUUUCUUUCUGAGUGUAGGUUGACUAAAGGGAUUUGGUGAUGGGUGGCCAGGGCAGAAGUGUACCCAUCAUCGCCCUCUGAGCCAUAUAGACAUAACACUGCAUAGCAGAACACUUACAGUAACUAUAUAUGGUAACUAUGUAUGACAAGACGUUUGCCUUGGUGUGUACACCUGAUGAAUUGUAACAACGUUUGAAAUCGGCCUACAUUCUAUGAUGUACAUUCAUGCUUGGACUCUCACAAUCCUUCCUCUUUAACUCUGAAAUGGAGGUGACCUUAUUAUAUUUUCUUGAUGGUGAGAAGUGGUUUGGAGGGAUGUAUUAAAGGUGAUGGUCUGGUUGUGAAAAUAAAAUAAGAUUGUUCCACCUUGAA
Molecule: messenger RNA, 1620 nt
Organism: Oncorhynchus nerka (sockeye salmon)
Lineage: Eukaryota; Metazoa; Chordata; Actinopteri; Salmoniformes; Salmonidae
Product: protein TsetseEP-like
Exons: 2
Coding region: 150-857 (235 amino acids)
Source: RefSeq, a predicted model, not a curated record